AGAUGCUUCACCGUCUAGGAUAAAAUGUAGUAAGCAGCCACAACAUGUUAAUUGGAACAUUCAGAGAUUGCGCCGUACGGAAGAAUUGAAGGAAGCAGGAAAGAGGUGUUGAUUGGGUUGUUCGUUUACCAGACCGUAUUGCGAAUUGAAGAGGCAGGCAGUUCAAGUAAUCAUGCGUCUUCACCGCAAACAUUUGCUCUCAUCAAUCAAUCACUCAGAGAGAAGAUGUAUUCAGCAAUAGGGCAAAAAGAGCCCAAGUACGACGUUCUCGAAGACGAGUCGGCUCAUGGUGAGCUCAAAGCACCAAGAAACGUAUAUCGAGGAUGGGUCUGGCACUUGAUAAUCAACUGUAUCCUGGGUAUCGCCUUCGCAACAACCCUCACCCUCUAUCUUCGUCUCCUGCACGAAAUAAACCCACCAAAACUCGAAUGCGGAAAAUCCAUCCACGAAGCCAUCUCGCGCGGCUGCACAUUCGACUACGUAACGAAACUAUGGCUUCCAGCAGCAUGUCCUCGGACCGGAAUCGAAGGGUACACGAACCUGAGCGGCGGAUGGAAAUACUACACCGCGAAAGAAGGCGGUGCGGUGAUCGAGGAUAUAUCUGUUGUGCUGGGCGCAAAUCAUAUGUGGUGGACGACGGAACGAGAACAUCUGGCCCAUUGUGCGUAUCUGCUUAUGCGUGUUGCGGAGGUUGCGGCGAAGGGAGGGAGGAGGGAUAUGGAUGUUUUGGACUAUGAGCAUACGAAACAUUGUACGAUGCUUUUGUUGGAUAGGUCGCUGGAGCCGUCGCCGAAUCUGGAUGAGAUUAGCGUGCUUGCGGGUGGGAAGUUUGGGUCUUGUUGAGUGGAGCUUUGGGAGUUUGGAUGGGGAGAUAUGAUUACUGUUACGUGGCAGUUGAUCUGCAUCCAGCAUGAUGGACGGGAGAAAGUACGAAAUAGUACUAAGGGUUCGGUCUACUAAGGCUACGGAUAUUGGUUUGUACGGCCUCAAGACUUGUUGGUGGAUGGCCAGUGCUUCACAUACAACAAGGUAGUCUCUUCCGGAAUUGCAUUGGUUCUCUGUCAUCGUGGAGAUGUUACUACCAGCACUGUAUAUAUGUGUGUCUUCACCAGCAGAUUCAAUUCAAGCUCGUGUGAGAAGGGGACGGUAGUCGCGGCAGCAAAGAAUCUGGGACUAGCUAGAUCAGCCAGUACAUCGGGCACUUGGGCAU
Molecule: messenger RNA, 1210 nt
Organism: Mollisia scopiformis
Lineage: Eukaryota; Fungi; Ascomycota; Leotiomycetes; Helotiales; Mollisiaceae
Exons: 1
Coding region: 226-843 (205 amino acids)
Source: RefSeq, a predicted model, not a curated record